Molecule: messenger RNA, 7186 nt
Organism: Pteronotus mesoamericanus
Lineage: Eukaryota; Metazoa; Chordata; Mammalia; Chiroptera; Mormoopidae
Gene: CEP170
Product: centrosomal protein 170
Exons: 19
Coding region: 177-5138 (1653 amino acids)
Cellular component (GO): centriole
Molecular function (GO): protein binding
Source: RefSeq, a predicted model, not a curated record
GGAGCGCGAUCGCAGCCACAGCGACGACGACGACGACGACGACAGGGUGGGGGUGGGGGAGGACGGCGUGCGAGAGACUCACGGGACGCGACGCGCCCCGCCUUUCCCGUCCGGUCCCUCUCUCAGCGGUGAGGGGAUGAUGUAGCUUUGCCAAAGACUUAGAAGCUAAGCAGAAAAUGAGCUUAACAUCCUGGUUUUUGGUGAGCAGUGGAGGCACGCGCCACAGGCUGCCACGAGAAAUGAUUUUUGUCGGGAGAGAUGACUGUGAGCUCAUGUUGCAGUCUCGUAGCGUGGAUAAGCAGCAUGCAGUAAUCAAUUACGAUGCUUCUGCGGAUGAACAUUUGGUCAAAGACUUGGGCAGCCUGAAUGGGACUUUUGUGAAUGAUGUAAGGAUUCCAGAACAGACUUACAUCACCUUGAAACUUGAAGAUAAGCUGAGAUUUGGAUAUGAUACAAACCUUUUCACUGUAGUACGAGGAGAAAUGAGGGUCCCUGAAGAAGCGCUAAAGCACGAGAAAUUCACCAUUCAGCUUCAGUUGUCCCAGAAAGCUUCAGAACCGGAAUUAUCAAAGUCUGCGUGUGCCAAAGGCGUGGAUUCAAAGGUAGCAGAUACCGCAACAGAAGCACAGCCCAAAGCUCCAGAGGCGCUGAAGGCGGAGGAGAAAGCCGCAGAUACUUCUGCCAUGCCCCGUGGUACUCCAUUAUACGGGCAGCCUUCAUGGUGGGGAGAUGAUGAGGUGGAUGAAAAAAGAGCGUUCAAGCCAAAUGGCAAACCAGAAGAAAAAAAUCAUGAAACUGGAACAUCAGGGUGCAAUUUAGAUGCCAAGCAAGUUGAGGAACAAUCUGCAGCUGCAAAUGAAGAAGUACUUUUUCCUUUCUGUAGGGAACCAAGUUAUUUUGAAAUCCCUACAAAAGAAUUCCAGCAACCAUCACAAUUAACUGAAAGCACCAUUCAUGAAAUCCCAACAAAAGACACAACGAGUUCCCAUACAACAGGUGCAGGGCAUGCUUCCUUUACCAUUGAAUUUGAUGACAGUACCCCAGGGAAGGUAACUAUUAGAGACCAUGUGACAAAAUUUACUUCUGAGCAGCGCCACAAGUCCAAGAAGUCUUCUCCUGGAACCCAAGACCUGCCCGGGAUUCAGACUGGAAUGAUAGCACCAGAAAACAAAGUCGCUGACUGGCUAGCCCAGAACAACCCUCCGCAGAUGAUCUGGGAAAGGACAGAAGAGGAUUCCAAAAGUAUUAAAAGUGACGUCCCAGUGUACUUGAAAAGGUUGAAAGGAAAUAAACAUGACGACGGUACACAGAGCGAUUCCGAAAACGCAGGGGCCCACAGGCGCUGCAGCAAGCGCGCGACUCUUGAGGAACACUUCCGGCGCCACCACUCGGAGCAGAAAAAGCUGCAGAAGGCCCAGGCUCCCGACAAGCAGCAAGACCAAGCUGUUGUAAGUCAAACUGCUUUUAUGAUUGCAUUCUUUGAUGAAGACAAUCCCAGAAAAAGGAGGUCCUAUUCCUUUACUCAGAGUGCGGGAAUCUUAUGUGAGGACACUACUUAUUCAGCACCACAUACAAAACUUGAAAAACCCAAAUCUCCAACAGCAGACGCCAAAGUGGUUUCUUUGUCUUUACAGACUAGCUCUGCGCAUCACAGAGGGGGGCAUGGUGUUCCACAUGGGAAAUUGUUAAAACAGAAAUCAGAGGAGCCAGCGGUGUCCAUUCCCUUCCUACAAACUGCAUUGUUAAGAAGUUCAGGGAGUCUCGGGCACAGACCCAGCCAGGAGAUGGAUAAAAUGUUAAAAAAUCAAGCCACUUCUGCUACUUCUGAAAAGGAUAAUGAUGAUGACCAAAGUGACAAGGGUACUUAUACCAUUGAGUUAGAGAAUCCCAACAGUGAGGAAGUGGAAGCAAGAAAAAUGAUUGACAAGGUGUUCGGAGUAGAUGACAAUCAGGAUUAUAAUAGGCCUAUUAUCAAUGAAAAACAUAAAGAUCUGAUAAAAGACUGGGCCCUCAGUUCUGCCGCAGUAGUAAUGGAGGAACGAAAGCCACUGAGCGCGCCUGGCCUCCGCAACUCCGAGGAAGUCCCACCUUCAUCUGGCAGCAAGCGCUGGGUUUCACAGUGGGCCAGUUUGGCUGCUAACCAUACAAGGCAUGACCAAGAAGAAAGGCUAAUGGAAUUGUCUGUACCUGCUUCUUUAGAGAACGACACAGAUAUCAGCGAAUCUGGCAUUUCCAUGCGAAGCACUGUCUCGGCCAGUUCCUUGGCCAGUCAGGGAGAGAGAAGGAGACGGACCCUCCCCCAGCUUCCAAAUGAGGAGAAGUCGCUGGAGAGCUCCAGAGCAAAAGUUAUGAGCCAGAGGUCAGAGAUAGGAGAAAAGCAAGACACAGAGCUUCAGGAGAAGGAAGCCCCCACGCAGGUAUACCAGAAAGACAAACAAGAUGCUGACAGAGCCUUGACGAAACCAAACAGGGCGGUGAACGGGGAGACUCUUAAAACUGGUGGAGACGGUAAAGCCCCGCUGCAGGCAGGCAGCUCUUCCCCGGGGAAGGAGAAAGGUGAAGCUGAUAAGGAAGCUUCUUUGGUAAAGCAAACAUUAGCUAAACUUCAGCAACAAGAACCAAAGGAACAGUGGACACCUACUAAAUUAUCUUCAAAAAAUGCCUCAGGUCAGGUAGAGAGAAGUAGGGAGGAAUCUUUCAAACAGGAGUCACAACCCCCAGAAAAAAUUCCAGGACAUUCUGCAAGCAAAGGAGAAAGGGUGAUACAAAGCGAGGGCAAGCGAAGGAAAGCCGAGGAAAUUCUGAAAAGCCACACUUCAAAGGGAGGGGACAAGAAGGAAUCCUCCAAGUCAUUAGUGCGACAAGGAAGCUUCACUAUAGAAAAACCCAGCCCGAACAUCCCCAUAGAACUCAUUCCCCAUAUAAAUAAGCAGACUUCAUCUACACCCCCUUCUUUGGCAUUGACAUCCGCCGGCAGAACACGUGAAAGAAGCGACUCUAUGGAAACUGAUUCCAGUAUGGACACAACUCUUAUUCUUAAAGACACAGAGGCAGUGAUGGCUUUUCUAGAAGCUAAACUGCGUGAAGACAAUAAAACUGAUGAAGGCCCAGAUACUCCCAGUUAUAACAGAGACAACUCUAUUUCACCAGAAUCUGAUGUGGACACAGCUAGUACAAUCAGCCUGGUCACGGGGGAGACUGAAAGGAAGUCAACCCAAAAGCGAAAGAGCUUCACCAGUCUCUAUAAAGAUAGGUGUUCUUCAGGUUCUCCUUCCAAAGAUGCUGCAAAGUCAUCUUCUGGUGCUAGGGAGAAAAUGGAAAAGAAAACAAAAAGCCGUUCCACAGAUCUAGGUUCAAGAGCAGAUGGUCGUAAAUUCGUACAGUCCAGCGGAAGAAUAAGACAGCCUUCGGUGGAUUUAACUGACGAUGACCAAACCUCUAGUGUACCUCAUUCUGCUAUCUCUGACAUUCUGUCAUCUGAUCAGGAAACAUACUCUUGUAAACCUCAUGGAAGGACUCCACUUACCUCAGCUGAUGAGCAUGCACAUUCCAAACUGGAUGGAAGUAAGGUGACCAAGUCUAAGACUUCUCCUGUAGCACCUGGUUCAUCCAGUAAAUCCACCACUCUUCCAAGGCCACGACCUACCAGGACUUCCCUCUUGCGCCGAGCGCGACUUGGUGAAGCUUCAGAUAGUGAACUUGCUGAUGCUGACAAAGCAUCUGUUGCUUCUGAGGUGUCCACAACAAGUUCAACGUCAAAACCUCCCACAGGAAGGCGUAACAUCUCUAGGAUAGAUCUGUUGGCCCAGCCUCGGAGAACGCGGCUGGGCUCGUUGUCAGCGCGCAGUGACUCCGAAGCGACCAUCUCUAGAAGUAGUGCCUCUUCACGGACCGCAGAAGCCAUCGUUCGAAGUGGGGCCAGAUUAGUACCUUCAGAUAAAUUUUCUCCUAGAAUUAGAGCCAACAGCAUCUCUCGACUCUCAGACUCCAAGGUCAAAAGUAUGACCUCAACGCAUGGCUCUCCUUCAGUAAAUUCAAGAUGGAGGCGCUUUCCUACUGAUUAUGCUUCCACCUCAGAAGAUGAAUUUGGAUCAAACCGUAAUUCCCCUAAACAUACCCGUCUACGUACUUCUCCAGCCCUGAAAACGACUCGGCUGCAGAGCUCUGGGUCGGCAAUGCCUACGAGUUCUUCGUUCAAGCACCGGAUAAAAGAACAGGAAGACUAUAUCCGAGACUGGACUGCACACCGAGAAGAGAUAGCCAGGAUCAGCCAGGAUCUCGCUCUCAUUGCUCGGGAAAUCAACGACGUCGCAGGAGAGAUCGACUCGGUGACGUCCUCGGGCACGGCCCCCAGCACCACAGUAAGCACUGCCGCCACCACCCCUGGCUCUGCCAUAGACACUAGAGAAGAGGUAGGAGAUCCUCAUGGAGCAAUGCAUAAGUUGGUUGAUCGUGUUUUUGAUGAAAGCCUCAACUUUCGAAAGAUCCCUCCAUUAGUUAAUUCUAAAACACCUGAAGGAAACAACUGUCGGCCCAGUGACUCAAGGCCUCAGCCGACUGAGCCUCCUGAUCACUUAACAAUUACACGGCGGAGAACCUGGAGCAGAGAUGAAGUCAUGGGAGAUAACCUGCUGCUGUCGUCGGUCUUUCAGUUCUCCAGGAAGAUACGACAGUCUAUAGAUAAAACAGCCGGGAAGAUCAGAAUAUUAUUUAAAGAUAAAGACCGGAAUUGGGAUGAAAUAGAAAGCAAGUUAAGAACUGAAAGUGAAGUUCCUAUUGUGAAAACUUCAAGCAUGGAGAUUUCUUCCAUCUUACAAGAGCUAAAAAGAGUUGAAAAACAGCUACAAGUGAUCAAUGCUAUGAUUGACCCAGAUGGAACUUUGGAGGCUCUGAACAACAUGGGAUUUCCCAGUGCUCUCUUGCCAUCGCCACCAAAACAGAAGUCCAGUCCUGUGAAUAACCACAGCAGCCCGGGCCAGACGCCGUCUCUCUGCCAACCGGAAGCUCGGGUUCUUCAUCCCGGUGCUAUCUCGGUGUCGGCGGAAUUUGAGAAUGUGGAGUCCGAGGCUGACUUCAGCAUCCAUUUCAAUAGGUUCAACCCUGACGGGGAAGAGGAAGAUGUCACAGUACCUGAGUGACUUUCUCUUGGUUGUUAGAAAAUCAUUACCUGUGGAAUGACUAGGAAUAUUGGAAGCAGCAUAGUGUUGACUUGCACAAAACAAGACAGCUUGGUCAAGUACAAUCUUGUUAUCUCUGGCUUUUUAAUUUUAUUUAUUUAUUUUUUGCCCUUAUAACGUGGUAUCAUAGUCAUCUUUUCCAACCACUUAGAUAACCACUUGGUGCACAUGUAGGAAAAAAAGCGGAUUGUGGCGAUUUCGCCUUUUUGGUUUUAUGACUUUCAAAUUGAAUAUAAUUGUAUCCUUUCCCUUCAUAGAUUUUUUGUUGUUGUUGUUUCUGUUUUUUAAGCCAUGCUGUGACCUACAGGCAAACUAAAUACCCAACAUUUCUGACCCCGUGUCUCCUGUGCCAAGCUGCUCCCUGAAAUGGACUUUCUCUUCACCUGUACAGGAUUUGUUAAACACUUAUAUUUACUUCUCAAUAAUAGGAUUUAUAUUAGUACUCAUCAGCAUUGGAUACAGUGACAUUUAACUCUCCUCAGUCAAACUGACCUUUUAAAACAGUCGUUCUUAUGUUCUAAAAUUUUGCAACAUACAUGUGAUUUAUAUAAUUUUGUUGCUGCGUGAAUUGCCUUGGGGUUUACGGAGAUGAACUAUUAUGUUUGCACUAAGAUUUCCUGGGAGUGGUAGGUGGACAUAUCUAUAGAUCAAUAAGGACUAACCGCCUUUUUUGUACAUAGGAGGCUGAUAAUACUGUAUUUGUUUUAACCCCACAGCAUUUUACUCCACUUUCAAAAAAAGAUGAAUUUGGCACUUUUUUCAAUUUUGGUUUUUUAUGGAAGUAAGAUUUUUGUCUCUCAUUUUAGGGCCAAUGAUAACUAGAAAGAUGAAACUAGACACUUAAGGUGGAGUAUAUUUUUAAAACUGAGAACACGUAUAUUGGUCCUGUGUUACCAAGUUUUUAUGUGACAGUUGGAAAAAAAAUUCCCUGAAACGAUCAUGAAGUUAAAAUUUUCUUCGUUAGGACACUUGGAGAACCAGUAGUCAUAAGCUUAGUUGAUAGUUUCACUCCCAAGCAGAGUGAUUUGCUUCUGUGUGUUUCCCUGUAGGACCCAGUAGUGAAUUCUGUCUCAGUCUUUCUUACCAUUUAUAAGGACUCUGCAAGACAACAAGCGACAGAGGCCUUGGGCCUGUGUUACUAAACGGAAAGCCUAUGAAAAGUAUCUUCUAUAAACUCGUUUUUUUUCUCUUUCCCGUAAGGUCACAUUUGGAUAAGUUUUAAAAGAAAGCAAUUAUCUCUGUGUUUCCAGAACACUGUAAUUUGGGUGAAUCUUAAUUCAGUUAAAUGUUAUUAGUAGACUUGGAGUUUCCCCUUGACCCCACGAGUCUACAAAGGUUAAAACUGCGACCUUUGCAAAUUUAUGAAAUGGUCUUUAAUAUAUCAGCAAUAAUCCUGUGCUACAUUUGUGUUAAGAAACUAACUACACACUGCAGAACUUUACAGGAUUUUACACAAAUCCUGUGCUGUUGGGCCAGUUAAUAAAGAUGCAAAAAGAAAAAAGGAAAAAGAGAAGCAAAAAAUACCCCUUUGUAGAGAUGUAAAAACAAAAGUCUGUUGUGUAAUGGAUCUCAUAUUUUUCUUCAAACUUUUUUUUUAAAAGGGUAAACAAACUAUUCUCCUGGUGUAGCUAAAUACCCCGUUCUAAUAAAGGAAGACUGCAAAAAAUGUUUUAAAGAACAUGAAUGGAAAGAUACAACUGCUUUGAAGGAAUAAAUGAAACAUUAAAACAGGGUCAAUCCAUUUGAAGAAACAAACAACAUAAUCACCAUUGUUCCUUCUUUUAUUGAAUGUUUGGGUACUGAUUAUAUUGCCGUGGAGGUAGAAGGUGAGGAGUUGUUUAGGACAAUAUUAGCAUCUGUCUCCUUAUGUUACUGUUUAAGUGUUUACACAGGUUUGUUUAAACAUUUGGCCUUUUACUAUGUUAUUUUUAUUUUUUAAUGAAUACAUUAUUCUCCUUAUUUAUUUUUGUUACAUUUAUUACUUAUGUUAUUUUGUUAUGCAUUUACAA